AUGCCGCCACGCAAGCGCGCAUCACGGUCGGAGCGCGUGCGCGCAUCCAGAGCGCCGCCCAACACCGCGCCCAAGGAGCCCGUCGUGUACAACUCGCCGUACGCGUACGCGGUGGCGGAUCCGGCGGUGUCCCCGUUCACGUUCGACAACAUAAUGGCGGUGACCACGAGCGAGGACACCGCCGUGAGCUUCCUAAUGCGUCACGGCCUCCUCGCCUCCUCUAAGACAUGCGAGUACUGCGACUAUCCCAUGAACCUGUGCGUCUACAAACGCGGCACGGAGGACGAGGACCGCCGCUGGCGAUGCCGCCGUAGCGGCUACCCGGACAAGGAGCUCAGCCUGAAGAAAGGCUCCUUCUUCGACGGCACCUAG
Molecule: messenger RNA, 372 nt
Organism: Phytophthora sojae
Lineage: Eukaryota; Oomycota; Peronosporomycetes; Peronosporales; Peronosporaceae
Exons: 1
Coding region: 1-372 (123 amino acids)
Source: RefSeq, a predicted model, not a curated record